Molecule: messenger RNA, 5393 nt
Organism: Anopheles bellator
Lineage: Eukaryota; Metazoa; Arthropoda; Insecta; Diptera; Culicidae
Gene: Atg101
Product: autophagy-related protein 101
Exons: 3
Coding region: 2439-3095 (218 amino acids)
Biological process (GO): autophagosome assembly; autophagy
Cellular component (GO): phagophore assembly site
Source: RefSeq, a predicted model, not a curated record
GAGUGGACGCGAGGAGUUCGCGUUAAACUGUGGUGAAAUAAAACGCGUUUUCAACUAAUUCUGUGGUCGGCAACCAUUACCCGUAAAGCAACCAUUGCAACAAAAAAGGCAUUCUUAUGCUGAACCCCUUCGACAGAGCUAACCUUCGAACUUGUUUUCCUUCAAGGUGAAAUCUGUUUAUGUGUUUACAUGAACUAUAAAAUGAUUUCUGCUUUCAUCACCUCAGGUUCGCAAUAGGAGUGUGCUAUGCGUUUGUUUUGUGUAUGUUUGGAUUGUGUCUCUUGGAACAUGGCGACAACACGUACGUUCGCUUCUGCUCGAACUGUGUCGAAAAAGCGAACGGCGAAACGUACUCCACGGCCAGUGAAAAACAAUGACCAGCAGGACGAAUGCAUCUUGGAGUAGGGCCGUCGCUGUGUGAGUGGGAAAGCGCCCUUUUUCUAUCCGCAACAAACGGAGUCGAAUUCAUGGCCCACUAGUAUUCAUGACGAAGUGUUGUUUUGCCCAUCGAAUGCGACCAGCUGCAAGCUGCGAAAACACUUAUUUAUAAUUUCGCUAGUGAUUGGCACUGUUGUUGCUGCGCGCAAAUGAUGUUAUACACUUGUUCGUUCCCUGCCUCACCAUCAACAUGUUCGAUUCUCAGUGUUCUGUUGGCGCGAUUGGACUAGCGAUUGCGAGUAAGCUAACUACUGCUGUGUUUGUAUGAAGGCAAAGCAAUUAACUAUCAAACAAUGAAGGAAACAAGAACCUUCCGACGGAUGGAUUGAAGAGUUAAGUUCAUUGUGAUUUCAUCGUGUGGUUUUUUUUUCUACGUCUGUGGCGUUUGACUCCUGUCUGGUGGUCUGCCCGCAACCGGCAGGUCGGGUGCACGGCCUUCGGUGGUGGACAGAUAAGGUGCUACACAAACAAAUUCUCGUGCACAAAGGCAUGCACCCAUCGGUCAUGUACUGCCUUCGUGGUUCGCGUAAGGUCUGUAUCGGUUGUCUAGGGCACGACACUGAAAGCUAUGAAAUAGAGAUCCGCUGAUCCAAUUAAGUUGGGCCAAGUUUCGCCAACCAAACACUAAACGAUCAAUCUUCCACAUGCAACUUUAAACGAGAUAAAGAGAACGGGAAAGAGCGAAAGAAACAAAGAAAGAAAGAGAAAGAAAGAGCGAAAGAAAGAGAGAAAGAAAGAGCGAAAGAAAGAAAGAAAGAAAGAGGACUCCGUCACUAACCACAUCAUCCACCGGAACUUGCGGACCUCAACAGUACCUAGAAGUUGUACGGUGUCCAACCGGACCGGGGCCCAGCUGCCGCCGCCACUGACGACCAAGCAACAGUGGACAACGGGUGUCGUUUAACUGACGGCCAAGAUCACAGCAACGACGGUAGUGUCGCGGCCGUUGGAAGAAACGGAGGUCUGGUGGAAUCCCUUGUAUGUGGAUUUGAAGUAAAAGUUGGCAGCCUCAUCAGUGAGUCCGCAGUUGUUCCAGUCAGGCUACGUCUCACAACAUUUACUCCUACAUGAAGUAUUACCAAUGGAGUGGAUCUAGAGUUUGCGCGCAAACAACAGUGAUCCUGUGUGUCCUGAUGAUUCGUAGUACCCAAGAUACAUCAAGCAGAUACGGCAAUGGUGAUUGAACGACCUGCUAACCCAUCGAGUUCUAUCUCUGGCUGCACUCCGAUCUCCCGUUCAAAUGUUUGAUGAUUCUAGCUACUUGUUUGAACACAGCAGCGGGUGAGAUGUCGUUGUUCGUUACAUAUUUUGGAAGACAUCUACAAGCAGGCUUUCGACGGUAGCUUCUGCUAGCACGGGCGAGUUUUUUGCAUAAAGACUACGUAAAGAACAUGUUGUGGCUCGUCCGUAGAUCAUCCGUCUCGCUGUUCCGAUUGAUCGAUUUCUAAGCGAAAGUCGUCAGUUCGAAACCUGGCAGAACAUCAACUUGAAUGUAAAAUUUUAAGUUGGUGCUUAAUACGGCUGUGCCCGUUCCCGUAAUAAUAAUAAUAGAGAAAAAAUACGUAAAGAACCUUCCAAAUUCAGACAUUCAGAUCCAGACCGGUAGCAAUCUCGCGGUUCAGACAACCUUCCGGCAAUCAAACACAAAACAGCGGUAACCAGUUAAAGCCUAUCAAUUGCGUGCUGAAGCAAGAAUCGGUUGCAGCAGGAACGGAACAGCAACGGAUCCUUUGGCGACACAAUACGGUACAUGGAUAGCAUCCAGCUCUACACAUACUUUUACUACUACGGUUACUACUUUUAAUAUAACUGUAUAGCAAGUACAAUGCUCAUUCUGACAUUUCACUCGCACGCACUUCUUCUAUCGCUGAUUUACGAUUGACUUUCAAUUGUGCUACAGAUUUGUGUGGAAUUCUAAGAAAUUGUUAACGUUUUCUCGCAAACACAACUGUUUGAGUAUUGGAUUUCCGCCAAUUUGAAAGUAUCAUUCCAGUUGCAGAAUGAAUGCUCGUUCGCAAACCUUUGACUUGCGAAUGGAAGGCCGGCAGGUGGAUGAGGCGGUGUCCAGCAUUUUCCACACGAUCCUGUUCCAUCGCAGCCUGGGGAAGUUUAUGUACACGGGCGAAGCGAUGUACUCGGUCGGUACAAUAGGCUACCAUGAUGUCGAUUGCGACUUUAUCGACUUCACGUAUGUUUGCUGUACAUCACCCGCGCUCGAACAGACGUUGCGCCGUGAAAUCGGCAACUUCAGCCGGCAGCUACGUAGCAACGACAGUAGCGGCACGGGCCAGAUUUCGCUUGAAUUUUAUCAGCGUAAAAAAACACGUUGGCCGUUUACGACCGAUUGCAUCCCAUGGGAGGUGUGGACGAUACGGCUUGAACUGAUCACGCUCACAAACGAGGAUGAUCGGCUUGUGUGCAGAGAGCGCGUUGGGGAUAUGCUCACCGACAAGAUUUUCUGUAUCACUGAAAUCAUGAACCGGCAUGAUUACGUGCCGAAAAUACCGAACCAGACCGAGCUGGACAUGGUAUUCGAUACGAACUACCCGGAUGUGCAGCCGUACCUUUUUCAGUUCAAGUUCAGCACCGCCAGUCCAACCGGUACCCUAGUUGGAAACACGAUGAAAAAGUUGAUUAAGGGAACAUUCUCUUUGUGACUAACGCGUACGCAUGCUCUUAUGUUAGUGAAAUUGUGUGCUGGUGCGGACUUUUGUGGUAUUCGCUUGUACCAUUCUUUACUAUGUAUCUGUUCCCGACCAUGCUUUUAAUGUUGUUUGUUAUUUGUUUUAGAAUCGCAAAAGAUUCUAUCGUUUUUAUGUUUGUUUGCACGAGCAAAGUGAAUGACGGAGUAUGCUAACCGUGGAGUUUCGGCUUAAUGUAUACAGGUGCUGUUCGUACGAAUUGGUAUGUGCUACGUUUUGAUGCCGAUCCCGAACAACGAGGCUAGUUGUUGGCGUAAACACAAAAAAGAAAUUAUUUUUCAUUUCGAAAGAAAAUAACUAUUUUAAGGGUUGUAUGAACAUUGUUCUUAACCGGUUUUACAACAAGACAUUUAACUGCAGUGUAUGAAGAGGAGUAUCCGUCUAAUCUGACCCGGGUAUCAAGCAGCAUGCAGCGGAAUAACAAUGCUCGAGCGUGAUGCAAUUUAAAUAAAUUAGGAACAGCGACUAAUAACAUAAUUAAACAGUAUGAUGUCUCGAAGAUAUACAAAACUGGCGGCGAGCUACUAGUAGCAAGUGAUAAGAUGAUGAAGACAAAACAAACACGCGCGACUGAUGAUGAUGAAACUGCAAGCGCUAUACCCACAUCCCUGCAAUAAAUGUAUAUAGAAAAGCACACUGUUAUUUAUAAGCUGUAAAGAGAACCGUGGCAUAGCGUUUGUAUGGUAGUAGAAGAUAGGUGAUUACCAGCAUACCUAAUAAUGGAUGAAACAAUUGAGUUACAUGCACAGUCAUACAAGUAAGGUUUCUGUUUGAUGAUGUAGUGAUGCCCCUUAUCCCGUGUUCGUGUUUAGUUUAAAGGAAAUUUUAAAGCAAAGGCUGUACCCCAAAUUUAUGGGGUUUCGUUUAUGUUUAAAAAACCUAUAUGUACCGGACGAAUAGAUGCCCUAGAUUCGCUGUAGAUAUACGCACAUGUACAUGUAAAAGUAUCGUUGCGCCGACUAAAAAAUGUAUGGCUUCUCUUAAUGCUUAUAUGCGUGUGAAAAAUACGGGUUCCAAUCGCUAAACGUCGUAUGCUUUGUACAAGAGUACUUGAAGAAGGUUGCCUAAAAGACACAUGAAACUCAAAACCCUUGCGUUACGCUUAACAGGAGAAAGGCAACACACAGUAUACUUGAAAAAAGUUUAGUGUAUUUAAAAAAAUCAUGAAUCAGGUAACGUCUUGUUUGAAGCUAAAAUGGUAGCAAAACUAAGUAUGCAUCAAAAGAACUUGUAAAAUAUCAGAGAUACAAAAAGCAAACUAUUUUCGUAUGCACACUUCACUGAGUUGAUAGUCGCUACAUAAACGGCCCACGUUCUAUGUUGUACACCGCUGGAUGUUACAUAGUGCAAGACGUGCCGUGCCUUGCGGAUGUUUAGUUUGUAAAUAAUUUUUUUACAUUAUUGUUGCUGCGUGUACACCGUGUGUGCACCGUGUAACCGUGACCAACAGUUUCAUCAUGUCUGUGUUUUCAUAUUCCAGUGUAGCGUUGUGGUUUUAAUUUUUCAUUUCAAUCUAUAGGACUUAAGUGACAUAUUUACCAAAAAUGCGGAAUGCGAUAAUAUAACAAUUAUGUGCAAUACUAAUUGUUUCAGCAUAUAUCGUUCAUAGCACAUAACGAGCAGAUCGUGGCAAAUAAAUCGAAGAAAGGAUUUAGGUCCGAAACACGUAGGAUGAUGUUCGAAAUGCGUUUGAAGAUUUUCAACCAAUAGAUAACUAGUGUAUCGAUGACUGCAAUAAUGCUUUCAAAAUUGAAACGUUGUUGUUUGAAACGAUGUUUUCUAUUCUACUCUAACUAUGUAAGUAGUUUUUCUCUCGCAAUGUUUUUUUUUAUUAUGAGCUUCUGAAUUCAGGUUUGAAAUAAAACUGUUUUGCAAUGUUUUAUUUUCAAUUAGCAGUAAAAAAGUAUAAUAAACCCCGUUAUGAUCGCAUUUGCUCGUUCAAGAUAGAGAAUAUGUAAAGUGCGCGCUAAUGAGGCUGCGUAAUGUAAGUUAAACAGAUAACGGAAAUUACCUGCGUCCCACCUACGUCAAGGAAAAACACAAGAGCAUGCGUGCGGGCUUUAGAUACAUUGAGAUACAUGUAAAAUUAAAAUAUCGCAGCAAAAUAAAUAUCGAAAUUGAUAACGUUAAAUAAUGCACAUAUGGCCAUGUUAAAGAAGCUACAUGAUGGGUUUAAGAUACGCAACGAAUGGGCAAGACAAAAAGACGUUACAACGUCAAUUUUGCUUUCCAGAAGCGUAAUGCGACCAAAAG